This is a messenger RNA of Anguilla anguilla (European eel), 3989 nucleotides long. It is a transcript of the gene plod2, whose product is annotated as procollagen-lysine, 2-oxoglutarate 5-dioxygenase 2. The transcript is spliced from 20 exons. The coding region runs from base 319 to 2598 and encodes 759 amino acids. Gene Ontology annotation, cellular component: endoplasmic reticulum. The record is from RefSeq and is a predicted model, not a curated record. Gene Ontology annotation, biological process: peptidyl-lysine hydroxylation. Lineage: Eukaryota; Metazoa; Chordata; Actinopteri; Anguilliformes; Anguillidae. Gene Ontology annotation, molecular function: L-ascorbic acid binding; procollagen-lysine 5-dioxygenase activity; iron ion binding.
CGCGACAGUAGCAAGUGGAAUAUGCUACAGUUACAAUUAAGGGACCACGCCUUCUGCUCUCUCCACUUUCAAAAUUACAGUAUUUAUACGUUCCCUAGAGCAACUCGCUGUGAGGCUUUCUCCCUUACACUGGUGUUAACAGUCUGAAGCUGGCAAAUGACUUUUUAAUUUUUUACCCCUCUUUUAUUAUCGCGAGAACCCCAGACCGAAGGCUUGCAUGGACCUACUGUGCUCCGAGUAUUACUGCUGAGUGUGUUGAGUGGGAAUAACAGCGGUGCGGUUCUCUAUUUUUUUUUAACCAAGGGACUGCACGCUCAUAUGAACAUGACGAUGGAAUGCCUCUUUUGUUUUUAUUUAAUAUUGUUUUCAACCGUGCAGUUAAUUAAUUGUGUCCAGCCUGUCGACAAGGCUGAAGAACAAAUUCCAACAGAUAAACUGCUUGUCCUUACUGUUGCUACUCAGGAGACUGAUGGCUUUCUCCGCUUCAUGCAGUCUGCAAAUUACUUCAACUACAAUGUGAAGGUGCUUGGGAUGGGAGAAGAAUGGAAAGGUGGAGAUGUUGGAAGGUCCAUUGGCGGGGGCCAGAAAGUACGGCUGCUCAAGGAGGCAAUGGAAAGCUUGGCUGACCAAGAGGAUCUCAUAGUCUUGUCUGUGGACAGCUAUGACGUCAUCUUUGCUGGCGGCCCUGAAGAACUCCUAAAGAAGUUCCAACAAGCCAAUCAUAAAGUGCUGUUUUCCGCCGAUGGGCUAAUAUGGCCGGACAAGAGGCUGGGGGAGAAGUAUCCCUCCAUACGCAGCGGAAAGCGCUACCUCAACUCAGGAGGGAUCAUUGGCUACGCCCCCAAUGUGUACAAGAUUGUGCAGCAGUGGGACCUUCACGACAACGACGACGAUCAACUCUUUUACACUAAAAUCUAUGUGGAUCCACUUAAAAGAGAGAAUCUGAACAUGACUCUGGACCACAGGUGCACGAUUUUCCAGAACUUAAAUGGAGCAGUCGAUGAAGUUCUGCUGAAGUUCGGAACAGGGAGGGUGCGAGUGAGGAACUCGGCCUACGACACCCUGCCCAUAGUCGUCCAUGGCAACGGAUAUACCAAAAUGUACUUGAACUUCUUGGGAAACUACAUCCCCAAUGCUUGGAACUACGAGAAUGGCUGUGGUGUGUGUGAUCAGGACAUGGUGGAUUUAUCACAAGUUCAAGAAUAUCCAAGCGUCAUGGUCGGUGUGUUUAUCGAGCAGCCAACCCCAUUUCUGCCAGAAUUCUUCCAGCGCCUUCUGAGUUUGGAUUACCCGAAAGAUAAAUUGACGGUUUUCGUUCAUAACAAUGAAGUUUACCAUGAGAAGCACAUCCAAAAGUUUUGGGAGGAGAAUAAGAACACCCUCAAGAGUUUUAAAGUCGUGGGUCCUGAGGAGAUGCUGAGCCAAGGAGAGGCCAGGAACAUGGGAAUGGAUUUGUGCCGCCAGGAUUCAGGGUGUGACUACUACUUCAGCAUAGAUGCAGACGUGGUGCUGACCAACAGACAGACUCUCAAGCUCCUCAUUGAGCAGAACAGGAAAAUAAUUGGUCCGCUUGUCAGUCGUCAUGGUAAACUUUGGUCGAAUUUCUGGGGAGCCCUGAGUGCGGACGGUUAUUACGCUCGCUCUGAGGACUACACUGACAUUGUUCAGGGGAAGCGUGUUGGCGUGUGGAAUAUUCCAUAUAUGGCUCAUAUAUACCUAAUAAAGGGUGAGACUUUGAGAAAAGAGCUGAAGGAGAGGAACCAUUUUAUCCUGGAGAAACUGGAUCCUGACAUGGCUUUGUGCAGAAACGCUAGGGAGCUGACAAUACACAGAGAGAAAGACUCCCCUUCUCCGGAAUCAUUCCAUAUGCUCAGGCCCCCAAAGGGUAUUUUCAUGUACAUUACAAACCGUCAUGAAUUUGGAAGGAUAAUAUCCACUGCUAACUACAAUACUUCACAUUAUAACAAUGAUUUGUGGCAGAUAUAUGAAAAUCCAGUGGACUGGAAGCAGAAGUACAUCCACCCGAACUAUAGCCGCAUCUUCACAGAAAACCUCGCAGAACAGCCCUGUCCAGAUGUCUUCUGGUUCCCUGUGUUAUCUGAAAAGGCCUGUGAUGAAAUGGUCGAGGAGAUGGAAAACUAUGGCGUAUGGUCUGGUGGAAAACACCAGGACAAGCGCAUCACAGGGGGUUAUGAAAGUGUUCCAACAGAUGACAUCCACAUGUCCCAAAUAGACUACGAGAAGGAAUGGCUCCAUUUCAUCCGGGAGUUUAUUUCACCAGUAACGCUGAAGGUCUUUUCCGGCUACUACACAAAGGGCUAUGCCUUGCUUAACUUUGUGGUGAAGUACACUCCAGAACGACAGGCCUACCUGAGGCCCCACCAUGACACCUCCACGUUCACCAUCAACAUUGCACUGAACAGCAAGGGGGCAGACUUCCAGGGAGGUGGCUGCCGAUUCCAUAGGUAUAACUGCUCCAUCGACUCUCCAAGGAAGGGGUGGAGCUUCAUGCACCCAGGCAGACUGACUCACCUUCACGAAGGCCUGCCCACAACCAAAGGAAUCCGAUACAUUGCAGUGUCCUUUAUUGACCCCUGAUUCUUUGCCACAAAUCCAGACUUCACCUUGGUUGUAUUUUUCAGUAUUUCAAAUUUUUUAGAUAUUGUUUAAUUUUGUUUUUUUUCUCAUAUUUUCUUGUCAACAUUAAAAGAAAGAUAAGACCAUGGAGAAACUUUGGGGGGAGAACAGAGAUUUUGUCCACCAUAAAGUUUAAUGCCUAAAGGGAAAAUGACUGGAUUACUCCUUUCUGUGCAAUCAGGAUGUCAGGUAAUGUUCAUACUAUGAAUCAUGCAUUUUCUCUAACAUUUGGCAUUGCUGAAUGGCUACUUUGCAGUUGAACAUUCCUUCAGAAUCUUUUUCUUUUUUCCAUUUUUGUAUGCCAUUGUUUGGUUCAGCUUUCUGAAAAUGCUGUCAUUAGAAUUAGAUUGACAGAUAGGUAUUGUGCAUCAACUUUGACUGGUUAUAUACCCAUAAACAGUGGCGCCAGCAGGAAUCUCAGGGCCAAGGACAGAUUGUGGCAUGUGCCCCCCACCCACAAACCGUUGCUGAAAUCAAUAGCUCCACAUUUUUUAUCUUUAUACCCACAUGCAUAAAAUAGAAAGAUUAUGAAUCAGGCUGGUGAAUCAAUCUAAUUUAUUUUGUUGCCUUUUGUUGCUCCUAUGCCCAACAAUUCUAGCUAGUUAUCUUACAUCUUUUUCACUCUGCAGGAUACCUGUCAAGCAGUUUUUUCUCCAAGUCAGUAUUUCCAUUUUUUGUUUUGUCGUAAUGUUGUGUUAUUUUUUGAAAUUAGGCUGUAGAUUCAUUUCAUUUUUUGUUACAUUUUUCUUUGUGUUUUUACGCUCCAGGUGUCUCAAUAAACGGCAUGUCGACAAUGACGUUAGCUGGCUUGCAGUUGAAUUUUUUAAAGGCAAGCUGAUAUAAAAGACAGGACAGUUUGACUAAUGGGACAGAAAAUAAAUAAUGAGGAUAAAAUACAGUAUAAUUCCUGACACCAUUAUUAUAUUUAAUAACCAAGUUAUUGGGAAGAAAUUCUUUUUUGGGGAGUACAUUCAAAUGUAGCUUACCUUUAUUGGCCCCACGUUGGCCUAGUCCAACCUAUCCUCCCACCCCUGGCUGUGCCACUGCUCAUGAACAGAGAAUAUUAUAUAUUUUGUAACCUUUGGGCAGCACGUAAAAAAACAACAGAAUUAAAAAUUCUGGGUGAAGUAAGUUUUAAAAUGGCAAAGGUUUUACUUGAAAUGUCUUUCCAUGAAACAAUCUGGAAUGGGCUGUAGUUUCUUAACUGAUAGCAUUUUGUAAAUCUAUUUCAGACUGUUUAUUGUUUAUGAGUUUUUUUGUUUAUUGUGAGUGAACUCAGCCAAAUCAAAUGCUUAACUUAUUGUGAUCGUGAUGGAAACAAACAAUAAAAAAAAAAUAUUUUUAAAGUUUAA